AUGGCGCUGAUUUAUCUAAGCGAGGUCUUGGGUCUCUUGUAUGGCAUGGUCAGGCUAAGCUCUGAAGUCGGGAUCGGAUCCCAGCCCAUUGUUUCCACUAUACUGGGUUCUGGCUAUGGAGUGAUAGCACCCGCGGCACACAGUCAUAGUCUAAUAAAUCCCCUUUCCCAUUUCCAGCCUGAUGAUCCUGCUACGCGGACUUGCUCCGAAGCCAUAGCUCCCUUUGCCCUUCGAGGGAACGGGGAGCUGGGGAUACCCCGGAUCGACGACCCCCACGCGGGGUCACCUCCACUUCUCCGCUUCAUACUUUCCAGCACACCAUCGCCAUCAGUCCUUGUUCUGAUCGGCUUUUCUCCGAGACUUCUUGCCUCAUAUCGUCCAAUUAGUGGUGCUAGAUACAAGCUAUACCCCGGAUCACCAAUGACGCGUCUCAGACCCCCACGUCGGCACAAAAGUCUUUCAAUGAUUGGUAGAUGCCCAUACUCGGGGAGCUCGCAUCCAGGACCGGGGCCCGAUGUGAAGGACAAAGCUCCUACUAGCGUCGAACAUAAAAGCAGGGGUCUUGUAGACAUUAUAACCACCUUGUUCUUCCGAAUCGCUCUUCCUUUCGUCCAGCUGGACUUUGAGCUCGCUAGCCUCUCAGGUCCGCAUGCGAGAUAG
This is a messenger RNA of Aspergillus niger, 660 nucleotides long. RefSeq lists its product as hypothetical. The record is from RefSeq and is a predicted model, not a curated record. NCBI's taxonomy places the organism in Eukaryota, Fungi, Ascomycota, Eurotiomycetes, Eurotiales, Aspergillaceae. The transcript is spliced from 5 exons. Bases 1 to 660 code for a protein of 219 amino acids.